AUGGCCGCUUCUAUCUUGGCAGGGUUGCUCCUGUUCACCGCGUCUGCUUCAGCGGAAUGCACAAGAGACUUCCUCAUAGGAGCUACUGAUAAAUACGUGGCAGCUCAAGCCAAUGGAGCUGCCGCUGAUGUAGUUGCUCUUGCAACACCUAAUGUCACCUACACUGAAAACGAAGUACCCACAGAUAUUACCAAGGGUAUCUUGACGGAGUCCAUCAAGAUUGAUCACAACCGCAGUAUCCACGACACCGUCAAUUGCGCAACUUUCACCGAGCUAAUCGCUGCGACCAAUCCACACCAAUAUGUGAUCGGCACGCGUAUACUCUUCGACAGCAACAACAAGAUCUCAUUGAUUGAAUCGAUCGUGACGGACAAAGGCGACUGGGCUUUCAAUGCGACGGGAUACUUAUACUGGGACUCACUCGAGAACUGGGACCCCAUUCCCGAAGAUAAGCGAGAUAGCCGAGAAGUCAUCCAAGCAGCUGGAAAUGCUUACUUCGAGCGCUUCAAGAACGAGAGUGUAGUUGUGCCCUUCGGUAUACCCUGCUCUCGACUCGAAGGAGGUGCUUCUACCGCGCCGUUGAACAUGACUGGAGAUUCUUGCACUCUCGCUGGUCUACCCUCAACACUUGUUGUUACCAAUCGUCGCUUCGUGGUAGAUGAGGUUAUGGGUGUGGUCGAUAUCUUCCUCGGUUUCCCUGGAUUGGAUCGAUCGCAGGGAAAUAAGACAAUGCCUGAUUCUCACGUAUUCAGGGUCGAGUCUGGGAAGAUUAAGUAUAUUCACACUGUCUCGUCUUGUGUCGAAGCGGGCUGUGGGAUGAAUGGAACGAUUCCUAUGUCAAGGAGGGUUAGACGUAUCCGAACUUUUGACCAGCCUAGGCCAGUUUGGCAUUGA
Molecule: messenger RNA, 894 nt
Organism: Hypoxylon trugodes
Lineage: Eukaryota; Fungi; Ascomycota; Sordariomycetes; Xylariales; Hypoxylaceae
Exons: 1
Coding region: 1-894 (297 amino acids)
Source: RefSeq, a predicted model, not a curated record